Aspergillus pseudonomiae is the source of this 1150-nucleotide messenger RNA. RefSeq names its product oxidoreductase, short-chain dehydrogenase/reductase family. The transcript has 4 exons. The coding region runs from base 1 to 927 and encodes 308 amino acids. Gene Ontology annotation, molecular function: oxidoreductase activity. The record is from RefSeq and is a predicted model, not a curated record. NCBI's taxonomy places the organism in Eukaryota, Fungi, Ascomycota, Eurotiomycetes, Eurotiales, Aspergillaceae.
AUGCAAGAAUACACAGAAAGAGCCGCUCGUGGCACUGAAUCCCAGUUUCAACCAGGCCAUCAAAUCCCUGUUCAACAUCAGGAGAAGCCUGGGCUACAGGAAGAACUGGAGGACCCCAAACCGGUAUCAACACACAUACCGACCGUGGAAGGAAGUUAUGAGACAUAUAAGGCAGCAGGAAAGCUUGCUGGGAAAAGAGCCAUCAUUACAGGUGGUGACUCUGGAAUUGGCCGCGCCGUUGCUAUUUUGUUUGCAAUGGAAGGAGCAUCCAGCUUGAUUAUCUACUUACCAGAAGAGGAGAUAGACGCACAAGAGACAAAAAGAAGGGUUCAGGACACAGGAAAUGACUGUCACUGCUUAGCUGUGGAUGUCCGCAAGAAGGAAAAUUGUCGGAAAGUGGUUGAUACUGCUGUGCAAUGUAUGGGUGGCAUAGACAUCUUGGUGAACAACGCGGGAUUCCAGAAUAUGGUUGGGGACAUUAGUGACCUUGAAGAAGAUCAGUGGGAGCGUACAUUUGAUACCAACAUCCAUCCAUUUUUCUACCUUUCCAAGUAUGCGCUUCCGCAUAUGGGAAGUGGCUCAACUAUAAUAAACUGUGGGUCUAUCAACGCAUACAUCGGUCGACCUGACCUCCUUGACUACACAGCAACCAAGGGUGCAAUCGUUGCAUUCACCAGGGGCUUGUCUAAUCAGCAGGUUGGGAGAGGUAUACGGGUGAAUUGUGUUUGUCCUGGCCCGAUUUGGACGCCUCUGAUCCCAUCAACUAUGACUAGUUCGGCAAUGGAUCAAUUCAGCAGUGUGCCGAUGGGCCGUCCGGGACAACCCAGUGAAGUGGCUACUUGUUUCGUCUUUCUAGCAAGCCAAGAUAGCAGCUAUAUCUCGGGACAAUCUUUGCAUCCCAAUGGAGGUGUUGUUGUCAAUGGGUAGCCAGGCAGGGGCGCUUGCCUGAGGGGACAUCUCUCAAUACAAGACGAUCUCUUCUCAGCUUUAACUGGCCCUCAGCUGUUCAAAUAUAAGACAUGUUGAUCCACUCGUGUAUAUAAUGAACGGGAUGCCUUAACAACAUACAGUAGUGUGACAGAAGCAGUAAAAGAGUUCUAACGAACAAAGUAAUACUCUGCAGAUAUAAAUAGCAACUAGCCUGCCUUAU